This is a messenger RNA of Vitis riparia (riverbank grape), 2084 nucleotides long. RefSeq lists its product as uncharacterized. Lineage: Eukaryota; Viridiplantae; Streptophyta; Magnoliopsida; Vitales; Vitaceae. The record is from RefSeq and is a predicted model, not a curated record. Bases 39 to 2000 code for a protein of 653 amino acids. The transcript is spliced from 5 exons.
UAUUUGGGACCCCUGGCCUAUUUCAAUUCUUCUAGGCAAUGGAGCUAGAGAAAUUCAUCUUUGAAGAGAGUAAUGGUGAUCAGAAGGCGGAUGCAAGUGAUGGAGAAAACCAGAGUGGAACUUUGGCUUCAUUUUUAUCGAGUGACUCUGAGGCUCCAGAUGAUCUGUCCCAUGGCUCGGAAUCGUUUAGUAUGCAAGAUCUGGAUGCACCAAGGGCCAUCUCCAUAGAGAAGAAGCUGUCUUGGCUGCGCUCCCAAAUCGUGGUUGGUGAUGCAGAAUUCAGCUCUCCCUUUGGAACCCGCAGGAUAACCUAUGCUGAUCACACCGCCUCAGGCCGGGGUCUGCACUUCAUCGAAAACUAUAUCGUCAACACUGUUCUUCCCUUCUAUGGAAACACUCACACAUGCGAUAGUUUCGUGGGAGACCAGACUACAAAAAUGGUGCAUGAAGCGACCAAGUAUGUAAAGAGGUGUCUGGGUGGUAAACCAGACGACGCACUACUGUUCUGUGGCUCUGGCACCACUGCAGCAAUCAAACGGCUACAAGAAGUAAUGGGAAUCACUGCUCCAUCGAUUGUGAGGGAGAAGGUAUUGAAGACUCUAAGGAACGAAGAAAGGUGGGUAGUUUUUGUUGGGCCUUAUGAGCACCACUCCAAUCUCCUUUCAUGGAGGCAGAGCCUAGCAGAUGUUGUGGAGAUUGGUCUGGAUGACAAUGGCUUACUCGACAUUGAAGCUUUGAGACAAAAACUUGAGUCAUACCAACACGCCAAUCGCCCGCUAUUGGGUUCUUUCUCAGCUUGUAGUAAUGUAACCGGAAUUUACUCCAACACUCGAGCUCUGGCUGAGCUUCUUCAUCAGUACGGAGCCUUUGCAUGUUUUGAUUUUGCUGCAAGUGGCCCUUACGUGGAGGUCGACAUGAGAUCAGGGGAGAUUGAUGGCUACGAUGCUAUUUUCCUUAGUCCCCACAAGUUUCUGGGAGGACCUGGAACCCCUGGCAUUCUUCUAAUGAGCAAAAUCCUCUAUCAGCUGGGUUCCUCCCCUCCAUCAACUUGUGGGGGUGGAACUGUUUCUUUUGUCAAUGGCUUCAGUGAAAAGGACACCUUAUAUGCGGAUGACAUAGAAGAAAGGGAAGAUGCCGGAACUCCACCCAUCAUCCAGAAAAUCAGAACAGCGUUGGCUUUCUGGGUAAAAGAAUACGUCGGUUACAAUGUUAUCGAACAACUGGAGCACAAGUACACUGAAGCAGCGUUGCAAAGACUUCUUCCAAAUCAAAACAUAAGGAUUUUAGGAAAUACAACUGAAAAGCGACAGGCCAUUCUGUCGUUCCUAGUUUAUUCCACUACGAAUUCCUCCUCAGAUGGCAGAGAGGAAACAGAAGGAAGAUUUUACAUGUGGAGAGAAACAGGAAACAAGAGGGGUAAGCCCCUUGAUGGGCCUUUUGUCGCCAAGCUCCUCAAUGACCUGUUUGGCAUCCAAGCUCGAGGUGGGUGUGCUUGUGCUGGACCCUAUGGCCACAGCUUGCUCAACGUGGACCAGACCCGUUCACUUGCAUUCAGAUCUGCCAUCCAAAAGGGUUACAAUGGAAUAAAACCCGGAUGGACCAGAAUCAGCUUCCCCUACUACAUGUCUGUUGAGGAGUUUGAGUUCAUCCUAGCUGCACUGGAAUUCAUAGCUACUUAUGGCCAGCGGUUCCUUCCUUUGUACCACUUCAAUUGGAAAACAGGCAACUGGACUUUCAAGAAGAAGGCACUCAAGGAUACACUAGCAGGGAAGGAAAACAGCAAAAAUUUUGGUGACUUGAGUCUGGCCAGGGCCAUGCAGACAUUUGACAUAACUGGCGCAGAAGUGCACCAUGAUGCUGACAAUAACAAUGAAGUGAUCAAGAAAUACACAUCAUAUUUGGAGACUGCUAAAUACAUUGCUAGUCUCCUUAGGAAGUUCCCACCUCAGCGUAGGGUUCCACAAGACAUAGAGCUAGGCCUCGUGUCCUUCAGAGUGUAGUUUUCCAUUUCAUUUUUUGGGUUUUUUCAUUUAGAUUUGCUUCAUACCCCAGAUUCAUAAUAACAUCUGAUGUUCUUUAUUUAA